AUGGCCUAUCAACAGUCUCAAGGGACGUCAAGUCCAUCCGCGUCAUCCAUCUUCCUCCCCCUUGGGCGACGAGGUUCACGAGCUUCCGUCUCAACUCAGGCUGAACGGGAAAGUCUGAAUGCAGCCCUUGACCAGAUACAUACGGCUGCCUAUCAGUCGGAUUCUCUCACCGUAUUCAAUGAUUUCACUAGCCCUCCAGUUCCGGCCUCCGCGACAGAAGAAAAGAAUCUUUCAGCAGAGCUGCAAGGUGGUUUGAGUGGGUUGUACAGCCGUUUUCGAACUUCUGUAGGAGGAAUGAGAGACAUUGUCAGCGGUGUUGGGAAGGCGUCGGACAAAGGCGCUUCUGACGGACCAGCAAUCAAAAGUCCACCAUCAGAGCGCUCAGUUCCCAAGCUCGCUGGUGAUUCGACAGGUCCCAUGGCUGAGGCUCAGCAAUUCAACCCAAGCUCUUCUCAGGGGUCUAGGCUGCAAUCUCCAACGCCUGGCAGCUCGCAAAACACUCACGAUCUGCCUACAGGGAAAGGUUCGAAGCUCUCCUCGAAACCCGCAAGCGUAUCCUCCAAGGCCUCUGUUUCUCCCUCGCCUGCACUAAAAUCCCCUACCGUACCCUUACCGAAAUCUACCAGCAAUCCAGCAACCGUAGAUCCGACAGUUACUGAACUUCAUGUUAGUGCUGUCAAGGAACCCAUGCAUUACUCAAGCAACACUUCCGUCAAUCUAUCUUCCAGCAGCCUACAGACCAUGGGCUCUACGGGUACUGAGAGAGAGGAGAAUCCUUAUGUUCCUUCGAUGAGUUCGUCCGGUUUCAGCGAGCGACUAACCCACUCACCAGCACUCUCGGCGAAGGCCCACCACCUGCCCAACGAAGGACAUGCGGCAUUAGACUCCAGCAACAAAUCGAAGCUGACAAGUCAACCAUCCGACAGUACAAAGAGACUAGAGCGGCAUACUUCACAUGAUCUCGAGCCUUCAUUGCCUGCGCCGCUGCAAACGACGAAACAUACCAUGCAGGGAGAAGUCGAGGGGACGUCAUCUUCUCAAGAGAGAAUCAGGUCGAACUCCGCCGCCUCUUUCAACCUCGAUCGCGCUUCGGUAACUGCGAGCUCUGGAACGACCAGUGUUUCUCAAUUGCCUAGUAACAGGGCUGGUUCCUUGCAUAAUUCUCAGGGUCCAUCUACAGGCGCAACCUCCUUGUCGCCGAUAGAUGGGAACCCGAAAUUAGGCUCAUCGUCCAAGGCUCCAGCCAAGGAUAAACCCAAGGAUAGACCAGGUAUGACCAGCCUAAGCCGCUUCUCGGCCUAUGGUACGUCCAAAAAUCACUCAACCGAUCCCGCUUUGACGCCUAUAAAUACCGCUGUGGACUCUUUUCCCGGUCAGAACGGACGAAAUAGACGUCCAAAUGCUGGAGGUGAUGGGGUUGUAUCGCAACUCAGGAGCAAGCUACUCAGCAAAGAAUUCUGGAUGCGCGAUGAGAAUGCAAAAGAUUGUUUUCAUUGCGGCGAAACCUUCUCCACAUUUCGACGAAAGCAUCAUUGUCGGACGUGUGGCCAGAUUUUCGACUCCAAGUGUACCCUUUUGAUACCAGGCGACAGGUUCGGUCAACCUGGAUCGAUCCGCGUUUGCAAGCCUUGUGAAGCUAUGAUCAACGGACAUGAUGACGAUUCUUCCGAGUUCUCAGAUAGCGAACAAAGCCCCAUGGUGGUAAAUCCCAGGCUCUCUGAGUUAGGCUUGUUGGGCAAUUAUUCACGAACGUCCGCCGAUGACGAUGACUCGUCGUCUAUAAUUUCUCAAUCCAUCGAGCACGUUAUGAAGACGCCCACGAUGGCGAUACCAGCAACGCGUCGCGCAGGGGAAGGCCAUAACCGCCGUUCAGCCGUGCUUGAAAUCAGCCCAGAGCGACCCUUGGUGAGACCUACGUCGUCAAGAUCCCUCAAAUCAACCCUGAACGGACGCCCGCACGCAAUGGGUCACAAGCGUCAUCACUCUCGCCAACAAUACAUUCGGAAUUUCAAAUCUUUCCAUGAUGAUCGGGCCCCUUUUCAACGGCGAACUGUGGAAGACAACUCCGCGAGAGCUCGAUUGCCUGCGUUUCACAAAGAUAAUAUUAUCGACCCAGACCUUGCCCAGUAUCUCUCUGACGAUGCAUCAAGCGGGGAUGAGCAACCAAAUUUGCUAUCUGCAGUCUCGGAGGGCUCUCUGUCGAAGAGCGGAGGCGACAGCGAAAGGACGACGUUUAGUGGCCUCUUGGCUGCCAUGAAAAAGGGUCGGUCUGCUUUCGGAGAGCGAAGCGCUGCCAGCUUCAUUACCUCUGCGCGUGAUGGAGAUGAAGGUAGUUACGCCAGCUCGAGAGCUGUCAAUUUGCCACGCCCUUCCCGUCGGCGCAAUCUUAGCGUUGCAAGCAGUAUCCACCGCCAUUCUCCCAGAGCGUCGAAGGACAGUGUGUCAAAUCCACAUGAUGCCACAGCUGCCGGUCAUGUCUUUCCGACUGGAGUUACAGCGAGCGGAUUCAAGAUGACCAGAAGCUCAUCUAUGAGAGGAGCGGGGGCUCCCCCGGUAGAGUUGAAUAAAGCUAGCCUGCAACAUGUUCGCAAACUCCUUCGCCAGCUGCUGAAGGAUGCUUCCGUGCCUCACUCUAACAGUUGGGAGACUGCACUUCUGCCUAUCCUCCUCAAAGCUGCCGAUGAAGUCGUUCCAGACGUCCAGAACGGCGAUGACAUGGACAUUCGGCACUAUGUUAAGCUUAAAAAGGUUUUGGGCGGCCGCCCGGGUGACACGUCCUACGUAUCAGGCUUAGUGUUUACCAAGAACCUCGCUCUCAAAAGCAUGCCUCGAAGCAUUCCCCAUCCACGGAUCUUAAUUAUCACUUUCCCUCUUGAAUACGCUCGCCACCAGCAACACUUCAUGAGUUUAGAGCCCGUUAUUCGCCAAGAGCGAGAGUUCCUCGAAAAUCUUGUCAGCCGAAUAGCUGCUUUGCGGCCCAAUUUACUUCUGGUUGAGAAAAAUGUAUCUGGCUUGGCGCUUGAACUGCUAGAAAAAGCCAACAUUGCGACGGCUUACAAUGUCAAAUCGUCCGUGCUUGAAGCCGUCUCUCGGUGUACUCAAACCAGGAUCAUAACCUCUAUGGAUAAACUCGUGACAACUCCAGUGCAUAGUGAUUGUGGCAGCUUCGAUGUCAAGACAUACGUGUACAACGGUCAUAAGAAGACCUAUAUGUACAUCUCCGGUUGUCGCAAAGAGCUUGGUUGCACAAUUGUUCUUCGCGGAGGCGACCAUAAUGUGCUCGCAAAGGUGAAACGGAUAACAGAGUUUAUGGUGUACGUUGUGUAUAAUCUAAGCCUUGAAACGUGCUUGAUGAGAGACGAAUUCGCCCAGAUCCCUACGUCAAUUGAAGAAAGCGCCUCAAAUGCUGCCGACGAAGCGGCCAAUGUUGGGACAUCAUCCACGAUGAUCAAAUCAGAAAACAGGUCUGCUAUCAUACCGCCCUGCUCCCAAGGAGGGUUGGAUGAGAAGAAAAGCGAUCCAGCUUCUAUCUGCAAGACCGCUAUUACAACAGAUGGCACAGAAGUGCCCGAUGACGUUCCCAUGCCGACUUAUUACGAAGAUAUUGUGCGAGAUACUGAGACGAAAAUCCUGUCCGCUUCCCCUUUCGUGAAGUUUGAGCCUCCUUACCUUCUUACACGUGCUCGAGAAAUGGAAAGAAGGCUCGCAUAUUUGAAGCGUCUUCGUGAUCAGGACCUCGGCUCCGAACAAGCUUCAGACGAGAAGGCCAAGUCGCAAAAGUUUAUUCUCAUAACACCUGAAAUGGUUCAUCAAUCUCCACAGAAUGCUCCUCCAAAAGUCAAGGAAGUUCUGCAUGCGGCUCAUGAUGCCGAAUACGACAACGCCCUGCAUCACUUUCAGACUCAAAAGCGUCAAUGGGAAGCAUACAUCUCGGGCGCCUCCGGUCUCUUCGAUCCAUACGCCCAUCAGAAUAUAGUCGUGCUCUUUAGUCUGGUCUGCACUACAACAUCCAUCCCCUGCUCCGGCCCUGAUCUGUUCGCUCUUGAGUACUAUAACGAGCACGGUGACGAUACGAUAUUCGAGCCGGACUGUACUCUUGGACAAUAUGUGGAGGACAUUUGCCAGAACGCCAACGCCAUUUGCACAGCAAAUGGCUGUGAGAAGCGGAUGUUUGAACAUCACCGUCAAUACGUACAUGGAGAGGCUCAGAUAAGCGUAUUUGUUCAGCCCUAUCCAUCAAAAUUGCGAGGUCUUCAGGACACGAUUCUCAUGUGGAGUUGCUGCAAAGUCUGCGGUAAUGAAACACAAGUCUUUCCCAUGUCAGAUAGCACCUGGAAAUAUUCUUUUGGGAAGUAUUUGGAGCUUUCUUUCUACAGCAAGAACUUACACGCUCGCGCUGGUGUCUGCCCUCACGAUCUACAACGUGACCAUCUUCGUUUCUUUGGCUACAAAGACGUUGCUUUGCGGAUUCACUACGACACCAUCAAUUUGCUUGAAAUCAUUGUUCCAAGAACAUGGGUCACCUGGAAAGUGGACAACGACUUGAAACUGAGAAACGAGGUAUACCUCAAGAUAGAACGGCGUCUGAACCGAUUCAUGGGCUCUGUCAAAGCACGGUUGAAGGGGAUCAACGUUGAUAGUGUCGUUCCAAAGUUGGCAGACGCGUGCAAGGCCGAGAUUGAGGUACUGACUAAGAAAGCCAACGAGGACCACGCCGCAUUGAUCAAGCAGCUACAAGACAAAUAUAUUAGCUCGCGAUACUGGGAAGUGACUCCAUUGAAUGAAGUCCUCCGCUCAGUCCAAGAAAAAGUCGUGGAAUGGGAUACUGCCUUUGCUGAUUUUGAGAAAAACUUCUUCCCGUCAGAAAAAGACAUUAGGCGGCUGGCGACUCUGCAAUUGAAGAAGAUUUUCCUUGAUAAGGACUCCUCCGUAACGUCUCUCACGUCAACUGAGGAGCCUCCGACAACGCCGACCGAGGCCGAAAAUGGUCAUGACCAAAUGCCUGAACAACCGCGCCAAAUGCGUCGUAUGACACUGUCACCCGAGAAAGCUCAGGAUGUCCUCGUAUCCGUGGUGGAAGAAGAUUCGGGCAAAAAGAAUGUCCAAGAAGCUGCCUCGUACAAGGAUGAAGCGGCACUACCGUCGUCGCCGAGCCCGGAGGAGAGAGAACAUUCUUUUCCUCCUGCAGCCGAGACAGAUGAGCUGGAGGGCCCCCAGAGCGCUGAAUCCAAUGCUCGAUCGGCUCUGUCGGAGCUGGUAACUCCUUCAACCACGCAAUCUGCCAGCAGCCUGGGCAUCACCGGUGCCAUGUCGGAUGCCGCUGAUUCAGGCAAAGUUUCGCCAGAGCAUCCUUCUACUGAGCAAGGGGACAGCCAAGAUCAAGAUUUGGGUACAGAGUUGCAAAGGCCUACAAGUAUAUUAAAACAACCCACCCCUUCAGGUAUCCCUCGGCUCGCUGAAGGGGUUGUUCGACGCACUGGAAAAGCGACAUCUCCACCACUUCUCCGCGCCCAGUCCCAGCCAUUGCAAGGCCAAAGGGACAGAGCAAAGAUGAAUGUGCCGCUGCGCGGUUUCAGGGCAGGAGCUGCAGGUACUGGCGGCUCAGACAACAUCUCCAGCGCAAACCCGGAAUCCAAAUUUAAACCCUCUGACAGAAAGUUUUCAGACCGGUUCGGCCUCACUGCGCUUAGAAAUUCUCGUUUAGCGCCCGGUCCAUCGCUCAUACCUCGGUCUGUCCCGGGUAGAAAGAAUAGUACCCGUGUGUCGAACUUGGCCAAACAUUUCGAGCAACUGAGCCGCGAAUUCGAGAAGGAGCGCCAGAGAGAAAGACAGCAACGAGCCGCUAAGGGCACACACUCGAGGGCGUACCCCUUGGCAUCGUCAAAGCCGAUUGUGGAAGUCUACAAGAAUGUUAGAGACGCAGUGGAGGAGCGAGAGCCUUCGGGCGAAGGAGAGGACUUCAUGCCUUCGACACCACGUCUUCCGCUCAAUGAGUCGAGCAUAGAGAGCGGCGAAUUGCUGGAGAGAACUUCGGAAGAAGAGCCUAGGGACGAAUCCGUCUCGCAGUGUUCCAUCGCUCAUCCGUCCUCGACUGAGGAUAAAAUCCAAGGCGAUCGCCCAACCGUCUCAGAGGGUGAAGAGGAGAUUCAUAGCGAUGAAGAUCGAGCCAUAGCCGAGGACCUCCACACGACUGACUCGAACGAUGAACUGGCUAAGCUGUCUCCGGAGGACGAACAGCUCGAUCUCAAGGAGCUCCCGAAACAUGAGCGAAGCAACCUCUUGAAAAUGCUAACGAAUUUCUGGUCGGAGCGCUCUGCGAGUGGUUGGACACCUCUCGAUUAUCCCCUUAGCAUGUCCGAUCAUGUGUUCGCAGAUUGCGAUAUCAUUGUGCGAGAAGAUGAGCCUAGCUCCCUGGUUGCAUUCGCGCUUGCCUCAAGCGAUUAUAAAGAGAAGCUAGCCAGUAUUCAGAGACGAUAUGAGCAACUUGACGAAAAGAGGCCGACCUCAAAGGAGGGCUCGGACGCCAUCAAUGAGGCACGAGUUGAACAUGCAUUGCUGAGGUCUACUGGCACUCACCUCAAGUACCAAUUUCAGGAAGGGCAGGCUAAGAUGUUAUGCAAGAUAUUCUAUGCGGAGCAGUUCGAUGCCCUGCGGAAAAAGUGUGGAGUGGCAGAGCGAAUUGUGGAAUCACUGUCUCGUUGCGCUAAAUGGGAUUCCAAAGGGGGCAAGACCAACUCUUUGUUCCUGAAGACCCUGGAUGAUCGGUUCAUUCUGAAAUCACUUUCGCCUAUCGAAACACAGGCAUUUCUCAAGUUUGCUCCGGCGUAUUUCCAGAUCAUGUCUGAAGCGCUAUUCCACGAGCUGCCCUCUGCCAUUGCAAAGAUGUUUGGCUUCUACCAAGUCAUCAUCAAAAAUCCCGCCACAGGAACAGAGUUCAACUGGUUUUUGCUCUUGAUGGAGAAUCUCUUCUACGAUCGAGUGCCGACGCGGAUCUUCGAUCUCAAGGGAUCGAUGAGAAAUCGCAAAGUCCAGAGUACAGGGGAGCGCAACGAAGUGCUCCUGGAUGAGAACAUGGUGGACUUCAUCUAUGAAACACCACUGUUUGCCAGGGAGCACUCGAAGAAGCUCCUGAGCCAGAGCGUUUGGAACGACACCCUCUUCUUGGGUCGCCAAAAUGUUAUGGACUAUUCGUUGAUGAUUGCCAUUGACGAGAGUCGGUCGGAGUUGGUGGUCGGUGUGAUUGAUUGCAUUCGCACGUACACCUGGGACAAAAAGUUGGAAUCAUGGAUCAAGGACCGAGGAUUUGCUGGCGGAGGGAAGAAUCGGCCUACUGUCACGAGUCCCAAGGAAUAUAAGAGUCGAUUCAGAGAGGCAAUGGCUCGAUAUGUGCUUCAAGCACCAAGUUGCUGGCAUCAACUCCAACCAACCCAACCAUAUCGAAAUCCUGCGGAAGCCCAUAUCCAUCACCUACCUCAGGCUCCUCAGAUCAUCGAUGGUGACGAUGUAGAUGCUAAUGGUGAUUCCGGUGGUUCUCAGAGCCAAACUUGA
Molecule: messenger RNA, 7548 nt
Organism: Aspergillus udagawae
Lineage: Eukaryota; Fungi; Ascomycota; Eurotiomycetes; Eurotiales; Aspergillaceae
Product: 1-phosphatidylinositol-3-phosphate 5-kinase FAB1
Exons: 2
Coding region: 1-7548 (2515 amino acids)
Biological process (GO): phosphatidylinositol phosphate biosynthetic process
Cellular component (GO): fungal-type vacuole membrane; endosome membrane
Molecular function (GO): ATP binding; 1-phosphatidylinositol-3-phosphate 5-kinase activity; metal ion binding
Source: RefSeq, a predicted model, not a curated record